Messenger RNA from Symphalangus syndactylus (siamang), 1825 nucleotides. It is a transcript of the gene C4BPB, whose product is annotated as complement component 4 binding protein beta. Lineage: Eukaryota; Metazoa; Chordata; Mammalia; Primates; Hylobatidae. The record is from RefSeq and is a predicted model, not a curated record.
AUUACUGGCCAGGUGCAGUGGCUCACGCCUAUAAUCCCAGCACUUUGGGAGGCCAAGGCGGGUGGAUCAUUUGAGGUCAGGAGUUCAAGACAAGUUUGGCCAACAUGGUGAAACCCCGUCUCUACUAAAAAUACAAAAAUUAGCCAGGCAUGGUAGGGCAUGCCUAUAAUCUCAGCUACUCGGGAGACUGAGGCACAAGAAUCGCCUGAACCAGGGAGGUGGAGGUUGCAGUGAGCUGAGAUCAUGCCAAGACACCAUCUCAAACAAAAAAGAAAACAGAUUAUUUUUUGGAAAGGUAAGUGGGUUUUCAGGGGAAAAGUAGGAAAUUAGAAAGUUUUGUGAUAAUGUUUGUGUAUAUAAGUACGAGUGUUCUUCCUGUCUCCUUCAAGGCCAUGAAAUUUCCCUGGAGAAGGAAUUUGAAAUAUGUUUUACUCAUGCUCUCCCCUCCAGGAUAGACCUACCCUGAAAAGGAAUUUAUGUUAACCUUAUCUCCAAGGUUGCUGGCUUCUGUCAGGCCAAAUCUUGUCACUGGAAGAGCCACAAAGUAGGAAGCCUGGGUACAGGCCUGGCAAGCGAGAACAAUGUGUCACUGCAGGACUUUGGAGCUCUCAGCUUUGGAGUCAGUUAAGACCAGCUCCUUGCUGGGAAGGCCUAACUCUGGAGGGACAGAGACAGGUGUCUGAGCUGGGUGAAUUCCAGCCUGGGGAGAGGACUUUGAUCACCAGAUGUUUUUCUGGUGUGCGUGCUGUCUUAUGGUUGCGUGGCGGGUUUCUGCUUCAGAUGCAGAGCACUGUCCAGAACUUCCUCCAGUGGACAAUAGCAUAUUUGUCGCAAAGGAGGUGGAAGGACAGAUUCUGGGGACUUAUGUUUGUAUCAAGGGCUACCACCUGGUAGGAAAGAAGACCCUUUUUUGCAAUGCCUCUAAGGAGUGGGAUAACACCACUACUGAGUGCCGCUGUAAGUUAGAUCUUUCUUGGGCCACUGAUCCUGUGCUGGUGAAUGGAGAGUUCAGUUCUUCGGGGCCUGUGAAUGUAAGUGACAGAAUCACGUUUAAGUGCAAUGACCACUACAUCCUCAAGGGCAGCAAUUGGAGCCAGUGUCUGGAGGACCACACCUGGGCACCUCCCUUUCCCAUCUGCAAAAGUAGAGACUGUGACCCUCCUGGGAAUCCAGCUCAUGGCUAUUUUGAAGGAAAUAAUUUCACCUUAGGAUCCACCAUUAGUUAUUACUGUAAAGACAGGUACUACUUAGUGGGCAUGCAGGAGCAGCAGUGCAUUGACGGGGAGUGGAGCAGUGCACUUUCAGUCUGCAAGUUGAUCCAGGAAGCUCCCAAACCAGAGUGUGAGAGGGCACUUCUUGCCUUUCAGGAGAGUAAGGACCUCUGUGAAGCCAUGGAGAACUUUAAGCAACAAUUAAAGGAAAGUGGCAUGACAAUGGAGGUGCUAAAAUAUUCUCUGGAGCUGAAGAAAGCUGAGUUGAAGGCAAAAUUGUUGCAACACUGCAGCUGAGCAGAUGUAAUAGAAAUAAACCUAUGAAUAAAUUUUCCUCUUGGUUCUGAAAUUGGUUUCAGUUUUACCUCUUAUUGGGCUGAAAUUGCCAACUGCAGUUGUAUAAUGCACCGUGUGUGUGUGUGUGUGUGUGUGUGUGUGUUGUUCUCAGAAUGUGAAAAGGCCAAAUGUAGCGGUUGUCUAAGGCCAGAAUUAGCAACAUAUUAUUGGAGAAUAGAGGGCUUAAUUUCCAGUGUGUAAGGAUUAUGGGGAAACUCUGAUCUCAGCCCAGAGCGUAACUCAUAUUUUAACAUGAGACAAUGAAUUAUGAAACCAAU